This is a messenger RNA of Panicum virgatum (switchgrass), 264 nucleotides long. RefSeq names its product arabinogalactan protein 20-like. Bases 1 to 222 code for a protein of 73 amino acids. The transcript has 2 exons. Lineage: Eukaryota; Viridiplantae; Streptophyta; Magnoliopsida; Poales; Poaceae. The record is from RefSeq and is a predicted model, not a curated record.
AUGGCGCCGAUCUCGAGAGCCUCCGUAGGAGUCCUUGUGGUGGUGGCCGUCGCCGCCGUCCUCGCCGCCGCGGCCAACGCGCAGGCGCCCGCCGCGGCACCCACCAGUGACGGAACAAGUGUGGACCAGGGGAUCGCCUACGUGCUCAUGCUGGUAGCACUUGUCCUCACCUACCUCAUCCACCCCCUGGACGCCUCCUCCUCCGCCUACAGGCUCUUUUGAUAUCCAUAAUUUGCUUUGUAAUUCGGCGCUAAUUAAGGUGUA